AUGUUGUGUGCUAGAGCCACGAUAGUGCUGCUAUAUCUUGAAUGGGUUCGUUUGACCGGGAAUGCAACAUUCCUCGAGCCCCAUCUUCAAGGCAUAAGACAUCGUGACAGUCGAAGUUCUGACUCGGAUCACGAUGAGCGAUCUACAGAGGACGAUGAGCGAGCCCUUAUUCGCAGCUCACCACGGUCUAGACUGCCCCCACCACCUCCACCGCCGCCCGAUGACGAACCCCCUCCGAUGAAACCUCGGGAGUACUUCGAAAGACUUCAGAGUCAAGCUAUGAGAGAAGCACAGGAUCGGAAGCCGAGACGCGAAAUUAAAGAAGCUAGUCAGCUGUUUCCACCUGUUGACGCUGAUGGCAGCCUAGGCGACAGUCUAAGUCAGAGUCGAGAAAGCUUGUCUUCAGACGGCGAAGGUGCUCGAGGUGAUUGCUCCUCAGUCAGCUCAUCGGGAUCUGGGUCGGAGGAGCAGCCACCAUGCGACAUUGGUCUACUGGAACGUUUGAUACGAACUCAUCCAGUUUGGUUCCUGCCCGGGAUUCAAAGAGCUGGCGCGUUUCACUUACUGCAAGGAAAGGAGGAAGGGAAUUUCGUAGUUCGUCAAUCAAGUCAACCAGAUACAAUGGCGAUCAGUGUCCGCCUUCCAGCUGAUAAGGGGCCCUAUAUCGAACAUUACCUCAUACAGGCUUCGGGUGGUCGCAUUGGCCUCGAGACAUCGCACAAUCGCUUCGAUAACAUCCCCGAGCUGAUUGCGCAUUAUUCACAAUGCUGCGAUGAAUUACCUGUUCAACUGCAGUUGCCACGGCCAUUACGUGAAGCUAAAAGCCGCCAUCAACUCAGCUCCCUCACAUUACUUGGCCAAGAAUUUUGGGGGUAUCCAAUGGCAAAUCCCAAAAACAAUUCCCAGAAUCUUCUGUCACCGUGUCAACUAGCCAAUGGUGUCAUACCAAUGGCUGUUACACCUUCUGAUACUGGCUCUAGUCUAAGCAGUUUUAAUGCAAGCGCAAGAACAAAUUCUCGAGAGCGUGUCUUUAGUCCAGAUAAGGAACAAAAUGUAGUAUUAAAAAUGUCGCCAGUCAAUACAUCAGAAUCACCACCGAACCAAAGUCAAAGCCUUAGCACCUUCAAGGGAAGAACAGCUCCAUCACCACCUGCAAAGCCGAGCGGAAAUUUUGUGCGUGCACCAAGACCAACCCCACCAAAUACACUAAACCUUAUAUCAAGUACAGCUCAUAUCACGCAACCACAUACAUUUCCCAUAACAAACACACAACAUUCCCCCACACAAACAAGCAGUGUAAAAACCACUCCUCCUCCACCACCACCAAGAUGGACGAAACCACCCUUCACGAAGAUGUCACUAUCUCCAAAGUCAGAAACCCAUUCUUUUAGCACCAUUAACAAGGCGUCACUGAAUGGAAAUAUGACAGUUUCAACAACUGUUACAGUCAGUGGUAGUAAUACACACCUUCACUGUGACCAAAUAAAUGAGAGUACACACAGCGACCGGUUGCAACUAACGCUUUCAUCUAAUGCCGCCAACAAUAACAGUAACGCAAUUACUGCAUUCAAACAGGACUCAGCCAAAAGCUUUUUCGAAUCUAAGGGGGAUAUGCAGAAUAUGACGCAACGUCUGUCACCAGAAGGAGAGUGUGUCAAAGCCUUAACAACUAACUUCCAUGGCAGCUUUAAAAGUCAAUCAGUUGAGCAGAAUACCAGAGAACCAGAAUCACCAAUAAAUAAUAACUCGCCAAUAGGAUCACAGUCUCAAACAAAUACUUCAGAAUCUAUAGAUCCCAUUGGCAACUCUUUAACAAAGUCCUGCAGUUUUGCCCAAAACCAAUUAGUAUCCCCAAAUGGAACAAACUCUAUUACUAGUGGAAUAUUUUCACCAACAAGUCAAAUAAAUUCACCAGUGUCUAAUGAUACAAUAUCUUCUAAGAGUGGGGUAUUUUCCCCCUCAAGUCAGACCAACAAAAGUGAGAUCCUUUCCCCAGUGUCCAGAAGCUCUCCUGUCUCUAAUAAAAAUGUAUUCUCGCCCACCUCCAACCACAGCAUCUUGUCCCCUGUAACAGGCAAAGAUAAAAUUCUGUCUCCAAAUACAAACACUACGAGUACUACACCAUCUGGUAGAUCGAGGAGAAGUAAACACUCCUUACGAAAGGAGUCCAGACAUUAUCAGGAAUCAGACAUCUUAGAAUCACCAGGCGUGUAUUACAGAAGCUCAUUAUUAGAUAAAGUGAGCGAUUAUGAAGACAUUUGGGGACCAGAAGGUAAUAAUUGUUCAACCUUUAAGCCAUUGAAAUCUGAAAACGAUAACAAUGUAAACAACGGUAUAAUGAAGAGCAAGAGACCUGAUCUUUUACCAGAUACACUGCCAAAAUUGACUACAGCCAAAAGUACUCAGUCGAUAUUGGAAAAAGAAAACGUGCAUAUAAUGGAUUCAUCAGAAAGUCUAAGCGAAAAGAAAAAUCUUUCUGAUAGCCCACUGAAGAAAAGUUUUAAUGGAUCUACUGAAAUAAUAGCAACGACCAACAGCAAAGGAGAGAUUGUACCUAAAAGACCAGACAAACUAAAUAUUGCUUUAAACAUGAAUAAGAAAUUGACUGAAGAAAUUGAAGCAGCACUUAAACAUAGAGAGAAUUAUAGGAUUGAAAGUAUGGAAACUAUCAAAUUAGAAGAUGAUUGCACGAAGGAUGCGAUCGCUGAUGAUUCUGAAAAAGACAACACCGGAAGUCCAUUUUAUGCGGAUCCUGUUGAUGCAUUGAAAGAAGCUGUCCUUCCGCCAGUGCAACGAAGAAAACUUUUAAGAGUAGGUGUUAGCCUGUCACAGAGAUAUUCGGAACCACCUAACCAGAAUCAUCCGUACUAUCCUCUUAGGGAUAUGCAUAGUAUUGAAGAACUGUCACCCUCGUCACCAAAUACAUCAUCUUCGGUGGACAAUCUGGUGUCGCUUCGCAACAAACCUAAAAUGCGCCCUGUGGAGCCACCACGGAUCAAUAAUAAACCACCUACUGGAAAAACUGAGCAACCCUGGGCCGUUGAUUCCAGUUGGCAGUUUAUCAAUAAAAAUGACGAGGGCUCGAACAGUGAAAAUGGUACUUUUCCAUCGCUGGCCGAACAAGAAACCAGACUCAGCGGAGUAGACGAUAACGCACAACAUCUCACUGUGCAUCAAGUUGUCGCACAGAAAUUUCCCGAAUUAAGACUGAACUCAGAACCGGUUGCAUUACCAGAAGAAGUACGAUCACCACCACGAGCUUCGUGCUACGACAACGUGCAUGAACUGAGACCUUUAUCUGAACAGGCAAGUGACGACGGCACAGUCUUCUCAGAACCGUGGGACAGUUCGCAAUGGGAUGGUCUUAUACCGCCCAGCAAUGGACAUCAAUCGUAUGAAAUCGACGAACCAUGUGAGUGGGAGUCUCCCAUACCAAGAAGAGGGCCGGCCGCUGCGUCGCGCUCUAAAAGCUUCAGAGAUCGCCUCGACCCUUUACUAGGAAAGUGCGCGAAAGCGAAUGAAAAGAAAACGUCGAAACCGUUUAAAUUUUGGAAAAAUGUCGAUCAAAGUUCGAUACCGCAGAUUCCUCGAGUUCCAGAGGUGUCGGCUCCAUUGCCGAGGGAACCUCAGAUUUCAGAGGUGUCUGCUAGGUUGUCGAAUGAAGAAGUGUACGCAUUGUCGACGAUCAAGAAUUUCAGAUGUGAUAAUCUUACCGAAUUCGUCUUGGAGAGUGAUUGGGUUUUUGUGACUAAAGAAAAGCUGUUAGAACCAGGUUUUCAACAGCACUUGGCGAAAAAGGAAUCGCUAAUGAAUUUAUGCAAGGUGUUAGCCGAAAGAAGCUCUAAUAAAAUGCAAAUAGUAGUUGUAGCAAAAUCUCCAAGUUGUCAUUGCAGUGAAUUGUGCCCUGAAGACAACGGUGAAACUGUACGACUCAAAAACCCUUUUUAUAGAUUACUGAAUACAAUUAGAUAUAUUUGGAAGUAUUUAUGUAAAAAAGUUAAAGCUUGUCUGAAGUCUACAGCGACUGAAUCAACAAACCAGACGAAAAUAGAUAAUUUCAAUUUUACUCAAUUGUAUCUGUCGGCGGGUCGAGUACGGGCUCUCCGCGGUGGUCGCACAUCACGGGGAACUGGAGCAGCUUUAAGAGCGUACGCAUUACACCUGGCGCAAGACAAAAGCACGACUUUUGCCCAAAAUGUUGACAAUUUCAUCGCUUGUACCCUAGACUCGAAGGAAACCUGCCCACAGGUGAUGAUGCGGAAUAUAAGACAAUUCAUGUCGGGCAUGAAGAAUUAUCUUGUUAAGCAUGGAGAGAGAGAAUUUGAGAAAGAAGUUGAAAAAGAAAGACUAAAACUAAAACCGACGGAAUUCUUGAACCUGGACGCGAUACUGGAGGGCGUGAUGCACCGGCUGGUGGUGCGUCCGCUGCGCGGGCGGCUGUACUCGCUGCUGGCUUCGUGGCACGCGCCAGACCUACGCCGUCUGCACGCCGCCAUCGAAAGAGCGCAGCACGCCACGCCUCUACAACUCGGCGUUAAGGAAUCUACGAAGGUGCCCUCGUCAGCUGUCUUAGCAGUGAUCUCAAAACAUUUCCUUAAAAUGCAAGAAGCUGACUCGCCGCUGGACAAACUAGAAAACCUUCUGGCUGCUAUAUCUGUGAUGUUUAAUGCGAUGCGCGGCGAACGGACCUUAGGGGCCGAUGACUUGUUACCAGUAUUGGCGUGGACGGUGGCCCGAUGCCGGUUGGUUUGCGCGGAGCUAGAAGCCGAGCUUAUGGCGGGACUACUUCCACCUGCACUGCUGGCAGGAGAGGGCGGGUACUACCUCACCGCGCUGUUCUCAGCAGUUGCGGUGCUGAAGAGACUCGCUCCCGAACCGGCGCCCGAUAGUUCUGCUCCUUGGCGGCGCGGCUCGUCGUCGCAGCAGGCGCGCGGCGCAGCGGUGGUGCGCGUGGCGCUGCCGGACGAGUGCCGCGGCUCCAUCCGGCGCGUGGCGCUGCCGUGCCGGCCCGGCGCGCGCGCGCGCGACCUGUGCCGCGCGCUCGCGCACGCCGCCGCCAUCACCAACCCGCAGGACUACGCGCUCUUCGCCUUGCACGACGGACAAGAAACAAUGCUUAACGAAAACGACUGCCCACAAGAGGUCAUGUCAGAGAAAAGCGGACAGAAUUUUAUACUGGCUUAUAAAAGGAUAGACGCCAAAAUAGCGUGGCCUCAACAGGCACUGUCGUCUUACCCGUAA
Parnassius apollo (apollo) is the source of this 5241-nucleotide messenger RNA. The record is from the annotation of a GenBank genome assembly. NCBI's taxonomy places the organism in Eukaryota, Metazoa, Arthropoda, Insecta, Lepidoptera, Papilionidae.